AUGUUGAAAUGCUGCUCAAAACAAGUUUGGGUUGCUUUAGUCGUUUCCAAAGCAACGUCACAACCGAUUGGAGCUCUAAAGGUUUCCUUACAACCCGAUACUGUCUCAGUGGAUGAAAGCUGUAGAUAUAAACAGAACCUUCCAUGUUUCAAUAUUACUUAUUGUAUGAUUCUGAGAGGACAAUAUCUUAAUGGUCUACAUACGGUCGAAGUUAAAAUUGAUAUUGAUACAUUAUUAGGAUCUGAUGGAUCAAUGUCAAGAGGACAAUUUAUCGUUAAUAAUGAAAAGCUGAAAUCAUUCCGUAAAGAAACGUUGAUCGAAAGGGAUAAAAGGUUUUGUGAGAAACCGAUUCAAGUCAUGAUUAAAAAAGAUAUUCGGGAUAAAUUAACUCCACUAGAGUUUACACUAAAUUACCAAUUAUUGAACAGAUUACCCCAGUUCUGCUCUAACUGUCCACACUUGAUCGACACCUCAACAAUAUCCGAGACAAUACCUUUUGAAACUGGCUGUGGAGAUGAUGGAGUUUGUGUUUCGGAUGUAACCAUGUCUUUAUUUUUGGCCAACAAAACAAGCAAACUUGGAUCACUUAUUGAAGGUUUUCACAGUUCUGUUUAUCUGAUUAUUGCUCUUAACAAUGCUGGUGAAAAUGCUCAUGCAGCCAAGAUAACAUUGACUGUUGAACCACCUUUAAAAACAUCUUUUGAAAGCAUCACAUUUUAUGAAACCAAUGAUACGAGUUUAACGCUGAAUCUGGAUGUUGGUAAUUUUCUUGGUUGAUUGAUUGAAUAUUAGAGAUCUUCUUUUGAAUGUAGCUUUCGUGUUGUGUCCUCAUCACUCCCAGGGUCAAUUACCUUGGCAAUUUGUUUUGUUUGAAAGUCUAACAAAGAAUUGGUUCAACAUUGGACCUGAUUUUAUCGACUGGAAAAGAUUGGAUUUUUUGUUGUACAAAAAAAUCAUUUCAUUGGUUGCAAUAAGG
Molecule: messenger RNA, 976 nt
Organism: Tetranychus urticae (two-spotted spider mite)
Lineage: Eukaryota; Metazoa; Arthropoda; Arachnida; Trombidiformes; Tetranychidae
Product: integrin alpha-M-like
Biological process (GO): cell adhesion mediated by integrin; cell-matrix adhesion; cell-cell adhesion
Cellular component (GO): integrin complex; external side of plasma membrane
Molecular function (GO): integrin binding
Source: RefSeq, a predicted model, not a curated record